This is a messenger RNA of Triticum aestivum (bread wheat), 1386 nucleotides long. RefSeq lists its product as uncharacterized. Bases 143 to 1144 code for a protein of 333 amino acids. Lineage: Eukaryota; Viridiplantae; Streptophyta; Magnoliopsida; Poales; Poaceae. The transcript is spliced from 2 exons. The record is from RefSeq and is a predicted model, not a curated record.
GGAUAGAUGGACCAACUCUUCAACUGCAGCUUUCAAACUGUAUGUUUGCUGGGUUAGAAUAACAGGGGUUCCCGAGACACUGGAGCACUAUCAAGGUUUUUGUGAAGCUGGUUCUCUCAUUGGUUCAGUUUUGGAACUGGACAUGGAGCUCUAUAGGCAAUGUGGAGUUCUCAGGGCUAAGAUUGGAGUUAUGGAUCCUAGGAAAAUACCCUCUAGUGCUCCCCUGAAUGAAAGUGGUUUUAUCUUCAACAUAUACUUUGAACUGGAAGACAUAGUGGAGGAGGGUGGUCCUAUGGAGGAUGGUAUCUUGGUUAGCUAUCCUAGUGGUCCUGAUUCAUCUCAUAACGCUACAGAGAAAAGACCGAGAGAGCAAAGUAACAAUGAGGAGGUGGGAUGUAGCAAAUCUCCAAAACAUGGUAUUGGGGCUGGAAGGUCGGAUAAAGGGAACACUUCAGGUUCAUCAGAGGUUGUGAUUCCGAGUCAAUACAAACUUGAUAAGAACAUGGUUGCUGAAAAUGAGGUGAGGCAAAAAUUACUUGACAAAAAGCGGGAUGCUGAAAGAGUUCUCUCUGGUGUGGAACAGGUUAAUGCUGAGUUUGCUAAUAGCGCUGCUAUGUUGGAGGAUUUCACAGAAGUGCCUGGCAGCCAAAAGGAAGUAGAGUUUGAUUGCACUCAAGACCCAGAUGACUUUGCUAGGAGGCUUGGGAUUAGCACUCAAAAAGUUAAAGAAAUCAAUGACAAUGUUGAGAGGGAGAUGAUUGCGGAGGAAAAUGAGAAUCUGCUACUAGCACAAGAUAAGGAAAAUAGGAGCCCUUCUCUCAUCAGCUCCACUCAGGCCGUGACCGCUCCCGGGAGAGAAGUGAAUCAGAAGCAAACUCCCUUCUCUGACAAAGUUGAUGUAUGUUUACAAUACCCCUUACAAGACCUGUGUGGUGUCGAUGCAGUCAAUAAGCAGAAAAUGAGGGAGGCUGAAGCCAGAGUUCAGAAAGCAAAAGACAAGGCGGCGCUUGAUGAAGCUGCUAGGAGAAGGAGUGAAAGGCAUAAGAAUAAAGAUGAGGGGCAGACUAUGGACAAGGCUACUGAGAUGGCAAAGAAGAAAAAUUUGGAAAUGGCACCAGAGAAAAGGUGUGCAAAAAAUGCUUAGGGAGGUUUCCAAGAGGCUAUCUCGGGUAGCAAAUGAAGUCUAUAGAAGAACAUAUGGGUGGAAUCCUUCUACUCUAAGACUGGGUUUUGUGUCUACCUGAAAUUGGGCGAUUCUGUAGUAUGUUUGGACUAUUGUUUUGGCUGAUGUGCAAAUUGUAAAAGAUGUUUAAAAGUCUGUUCUCUCUCCGGUAGUGGGUGAUUUGGCAUCCUAUAGAUAUGGUUAUAUGUCUAGGAUGUAGGUUG